AUGAUUGAACAAAUUCUUCAUCACAAUCACCUUUAUUUGCUGCAUAUGCAGCUUUUCAAUAAUCGAAAAGCCUUCAGCCCUUUUCUUGCAUCAAAGAUGAGAGUCUGCACUAAGUCAGUGUUGCUGUUGCACUGGCUCUUCCUGGCCUACGUGUUGAUGGUGUGUUGCAAGCUGCUGUCCGCCUCGAGCCAGCAUCUCCGGGGACACGCAGGCCACCACCAAAUCAAGCAAGGGACCUGUGAGGUUGUUGCUGUGCACAGAUGCUGCAAUAAGAACCGCAUUGAAGAACGUUCUCAAACAGUCAAGUGUUCCUGCUUCCCAGGACAGGUUGCUGGCACAACUCGGGCACAGCCUUCUUGCGUUGAAGCUUCCAUCGUAAUACAGAAAUGGUGGUGUCAUAUGAAUCCCUGUUUGGAUGGAGAAGACUGUAAAGUGCUGCCCGAUUACUCAGGUUGGUCCUGUAGCAGUGGCAAUAAAGUCAAAACUACAAAGCCAGAGCUCGCUCGAAGUACUUAG
Orycteropus afer afer is the source of this 516-nucleotide messenger RNA. RefSeq names its product TAFA chemokine like family member 4 (gene TAFA4). The record is from RefSeq and is a predicted model, not a curated record. Lineage: Eukaryota; Metazoa; Chordata; Mammalia; Tubulidentata; Orycteropodidae. Gene Ontology annotation, molecular function: receptor ligand activity. Gene Ontology annotation, biological process: macrophage chemotaxis; phagocytosis.